ACAACAGCAUUCAAUGCCUAAAGACGCGAAAAUCGGAAAAACUGAAAAAAUAAAAUCAAUGAUAAGUAAAUAAAAUACUUAAAGUAUAACAAAAACAAAAGUGUGGAGUCAGUACACAGAAAAGUGUAACAAACCGUAGAAAGUGUGCCAAAUUGAAGUUGUACGCACACAAAAUUAAUUCCUUAGUGUAGAUACAACAAAAAUUUUUAGUAACUUUAAAUUGUUUGGUUGUUUGGAUAUGUGCCAUAUGUGUAUCGCUUGAGUAAGCCAAAGACUAGUGUAGUAUAUUGUUGUGCACGUGAGGCAGCAAGUGAUAAGAAAACAAUAAGAAAACAAAGUUUUGAUAACAAUUUUAAUUGGUAGUGGAGCGCGUCUACACACACAUACUUGAGGCAAAGGCAAGCACAAAGGCGCACAAAGGCACACAAGUUAAAAUACAAAAAAGCACGCACAAUGAGUGAAAUUGUGGAAUUAAAUGUCGGUGGGGUACACUACACCACCACAUUCGAGACGCUGUUGCAGGAGAAGUCAUCAUUGUUGCAUGAAUUAUUUAGCAGUAAGAACGGUUUAGUCAAGGACAGUAAAGGACGCUACUUUCUCGAUCGUGAUGGUGUGCUGUUUCGUUAUAUACUGGAUUUUUUGCGUGACAAGCAGCUCAACUUGCCUGAAGGUUUUCGUGAAAAACAACGUUUACAAAAGGAGGCCGAGUAUUACAAAUUGAGUGGCAUCUUGGACUGCAUACGCGGCGAACGUGAAUCACGUCCACCGGGCUGCAUUACGAUUGGUUAUCGGGGCAGCUUUCAAUUUGGCAAGGAUGGUCUGGCCGAUGUUAAGUUUCGUAAAUUGUCACGUAUUCUUGUGUGUGGACGUGUGGCGCAAUGUCGUGAAGUGUUUGGCGAUACACUAAACGAAUCACGUGACCCAGAUCAUGGCGGUCCCGAUCGUUACACGUCACGUUUCUUUCUCAAACACUGUUUUAUUGAGCAAGCCUUUGAUAUGUUGCACGAGCAAGGCUUUCGAUUGGCUGGUAGCUGUGGUUCAGGAACUGCUGGCUCUGCGGCCGAACCUAAACCUGGCGUAGAUGCAGAAGAAAACCGAUGGAAUCACUAUAAUGAAUUUGUCUUUAUACGAGACUAAACAGCAAUGGCAGUUUAAAUUCGUGGGUACCAGUUUUUAUGUAUUUAAGUAGUUGAAGAAGUGCUGAUAUUGAUAAUACUGAUGAUAUUGAAGAUACUUUAAUGUUAAUUUUUAGUAAAUAUAUUUUAGCAAAAAUGACUACUACUAACAGCAAACAAUAAUGCACACAAUACUUUAAAGCAUUGUUGCGCUUGCUAUUAGUAGCGUGUUAUAUAGAAAACGUAUGUCCGCUGAUAAGAAGUAACACAAACCAUUGACCGUCGCUAUACAAAACCUAUAAACCUAUAAAAAGAACUAUAAAAAAAAUAUUUAUCAACUGUUGUGUGUAUGGCACCAAAAUCAGUGCAGAUAUAUUUUUAUUUUUAUAAUUUUAAUAUUUUUAUGAGCAUAAACAGCAAUUGCCAUAUAAUUUGUUUUACGCCAUAACUCCCCUUUUCCUCUGUUUGAACUCAAACAUUCGCACAUACAUACAUUACUUGAGAUACUUCUCUGUGGUGUGUGAGUGCAAUUAUACGUAGCCACUGUUGCUAUGCCCAAGCAAAAAUUUUUGUUCAUUUUUUACAAGGAUGUCGGGAUUGUAUAGGGAUGCUCAGUGUUUGAUUUAUGACUAAAGUAAUUGCCAUGGACUUUUUAUCACUGAUAAAUGUAGCAAAAAAUGAACAACUAAAAUAUAUAUAAAAAUGUAUGUAUUUUAAAAUA
Messenger RNA from Teleopsis dalmanni, 1836 nucleotides. RefSeq names its product BTB/POZ domain-containing protein KCTD12-like. The coding region runs from base 454 to 1137 and encodes 227 amino acids. Gene Ontology annotation, molecular function: protein binding. Lineage: Eukaryota; Metazoa; Arthropoda; Insecta; Diptera; Diopsidae. Gene Ontology annotation, biological process: protein homooligomerization. The record is from RefSeq and is a predicted model, not a curated record. The transcript has a single exon.